CAAGUGAACAGUUUGCAAGUUAGAGUUGGCAACUCCAGAGGCUUUGAUAAAGUUGACCUCUACAUCAUCAGGGAUAAAUGUGUAUGUUGUGAGUGCUUAAGAUGCUGUGGGAGGAGAGACCCAAGGCCUCGUACUGUUUGGCUUGGCCAUCCAGAGAAGAGAGACCAGAGAUACCCUCGCAAUGUCAUCAACAAUCAGAAAUACAACUUUUUUACGUUUCUCCCUGGGGUAUUAUUUAACCAGUUCAAAUACUUCUUCAACCUUUAUUUCUUGCUUUUGGCCUGCUCUCAGUUUGUCGUUGAAAUGAGGCUUGGCGCACUUUACACAUACUGGGUUCCUCUGGGAUUUGUGCUUGCUGUUACCGUCAUCCGAGAGGCGGCGGAGGAGAUCAGAUGUUACAUGCGCGACAAGGAAGUGAACUCGCAGAUCUACAGCAAGCUCACAGCCAGAGGGACUGUGAAGGUGAAGAGCUCUAAUAUACAAGUAGGCGACCUCAUCAUUGUUGAAAAGAACCAGCGGGUCCCUGCUGACAUGAUCUUCCUGAGGACGUCGGAGAAGAAUGGGUCUUGCUUCCUUCGCACUGACCAGCUGGAUGGUGAGACAGACUGGAAACUGCGGCUGCCUGUUACCUGUACUCAGAGACUGCCAACCGCUUCUGACCUACUGCAAAUUCGAUCCUACGUAUAUGCAGAAGAACCCAAUAUUGAUAUACAUAAUUUCGUGGGGACCUUCACAAGGGAGGACAGUGACCCUCCAGUAAAUGAAAGUUUAAGCAUAGAAAACACCCUAUGGGCCAGCACAGUGAUUGCAUCAGGUACUGUUGUGGGAGUUGUUCUCUACACUGGAAGGGAACUGCGCAGUGUGAUGAAUACUUCAAACCCAAGAAGUAAGAUUGGUCUUUUUGAUUUGGAAGUGAACUGUCUUACCAAGAUCCUGUUUGGGGCUCUUGUGGUAGUCUCGCUUGUCAUGGUGGCCCUCCAGCACUUUGCUGGCCGUUGGUAUCUUCAGAUCAUAAGAUUUCUCCUUCUGUUCUCAAACAUCAUUCCCAUUAGUUUACGUGUGAAUCUGGACAUGGGGAAAAUUGUCUACAGCUGGGUGAUCCGCAGAGAUUCCAAAAUCCCUGGGACUGUGGUUCGGUCCAGCACUAUUCCUGAGCAGCUGGGGAGGAUAUCCUAUUUGCUUACAGACAAAACAGGAACUCUUACACAGAAUGAGAUGGUCUUCAAGCGACUCCACCUGGGAACGGUAGCUUAUGGCCUGGACUCCAUGGAUGAAGUGCAGAGCCACAUAUUCAGUAUAUACACUCAGCAAUCUCAGGACCCACCUGCUGUGAAGGGCCUUACCUUAGCCACCAAGGUGCGUAAAACCAUGAGCAGCCGAGUGCACGAGGCAGUGAAGGCAAUCGCGCUGUGCCACAACGUGACACCAGUGUACGAGUCCAACGGGGUGACGGAUCAGGCUGAAGCCGAGAGACACUAUGAGGACUCCUGCAGGGUAUACCAGGCCUCCAGUCCUGAUGAGGUGGCCCUGGUACAGUGGACUGAGAGUGUGGGUUUAACGCUGGUGGGCAGAGACCAGUCCUCCGUGCAGCUGAGGACACCGGGUGGCCACAUCCUGAACUUCACCAUCCUCCAGAUCUUCCCCUUCACUUACGAGAGCAAGCGCAUGGGGAUAAUUGUUCGGGAUGAAUCAACAGGAGAGAUCACCUUCUAUAUGAAGGGGGCUGACGUGGUGAUGGCUGGGAUCGUGCAGUACAAUGACUGGCUGGAAGAAGAGUGUGGUAACAUGGCUAGAGAAGGCCUGAGGGUUCUUGUCGUAGCCAAGAAGUCUCUGACGGAAGAGCAGUAUCAAGACUUUGAAGCACGCUACGUCCAGGCGAAGCUAAGUGUGCACGACCGCUCCCUGAAGGUAGCCACAGUCAUCGAGAGCCUGGAAAUGGAGAUGGAGCUGCUCUGUCUCACCGGUGUGGAGGAUCAGCUGCAGACGGAUGUCAGACCCACCCUGGAGACGCUGAGAAAUGCUGGCAUUAAGGUGUGGAUGCUGACAGGGGAUAAGUUAGAGACAGCCACAUGUACAGCCAAGAACGCGCAUCUGGUGACACGGACACAGGACAUCCAUAUAUUCAGACUAGUGACUAACCGUGGAGAAGCCCAUCUAGAGCUGAACGCCUUCCGCCGGAAACACGAUUGCGCUCUUGUUAUUUCUGGCGACUCUCUGGAGGUGUGUCUGAAAUACUAUGAGUACGAGUUCAUGGAGCUGGCUUGCCAGUGCCCUGCCGUCGUGUGCUGCAGAUGUGCUCCGACGCAGAAGGCCCAGAUCGUGCGAUUGCUCCAGGAAAGGACUGGCAAACUCACCUGUGCAGUAGGUGAUGGAGGGAAUGAUGUUAGCAUGAUUCAGGAGGCUGACUGUGGUGUUGGAGUUGAAGGAAAGGAAGGAAAACAGGCAUCGCUUGCGGCUGAUUUCUCUAUCACUCAGUUUAAACAUCUGGGUCGUUUGCUAAUGGUGCAUGGAAGGAACAGUUACAAACGGUCUGCAGCUCUCAGUCAGUUUGUAAUCCACAGGAGCUUGUGCAUCAGUACAAUGCAGGCUGUUUUCUCAUCAGUAUUUUACUUUGCUUCAGUUCCUCUCUACCAAGGCUUUCUCAUCAUUGGGUACUCCACAAUUUACACAAUGUUUCCAGUGUUUUCUCUAGUCCUGGACAAGGAUGUUAAAUCUGAAGUUGCAAUGUUGUACCCAGAGCUCUACAAAGAUCUUCUUAAGGGACGACCAUUAUCAUACAAAACAUUUUUAAUAUGGGUCUUAAUAAGCAUCUAUCAAGGUAGCAUCAUCAUGUAUGGAGCACUCCUCCUCUUUGAAUCCGAAUUUGUCCACAUUGUUGCCAUUUCUUUCACAUCCUUGAUUCUCACCGAGUUACUGAUGGUGGCGUUGACGAUCCAGACGUGGCACUGGCUCAUGAUAGUGGCUGAGCUGCUUAGUCUCUCCUGCUACAUAGCUUCUCUGGUCUUCUUACAUGAGUUUAUUGAUAUUUAUUUCAUUGCAACUUUGUCGUUCUUGUGGAAAGUCACCGUCAUCACUCUGGUGAGCUGCCUUCCCCUCUACGUCCUGAAGUACCUGAGACGAAGGUUUUCUCCCCCAAGCUAUUCGAAGCUCACGUCCUAG
Tauraco erythrolophus (red-crested turaco) is the source of this 3159-nucleotide messenger RNA. The record is from RefSeq and is a predicted model, not a curated record. Lineage: Eukaryota; Metazoa; Chordata; Aves; Musophagiformes; Musophagidae.